ACACAGCUGCUGUUCCUCAUCCGGUCCGCCGGCGGCGAUACUCGUUUCCGGUGACGCGGAGUGUCUGCGUCACGCCCCUCUCGUGGACAAAAUGGAGGAAAGCUGCCCGUUUGUUUGUUUGUUUGAGUGCAUUAGACAUUAAUAAUCAUUGAACGGUUUGCUAACGCAAAUAAGAGCGUGAAUGUAACGCAGACUUUGCGCUGUGUGGAGUGUGCCCGCGUUGAAGGAUGGACGAGGGAGGUUCCAGCGCUGCGGCGGUUACCAAGUCCUGGGGCUUCCGCAGGAGCACCAUCGCCAGGCGGGAGUUCAUGGAGGCCGUGGGCUCUGUGGACGGUAGCCCUCUGGUCCAGCGCCGCAGGGGUCGUCCUCCCCGGGGCCGGGGCCGAGGCAGACAGGCUGACCAGAGCGGCCGCACUGCCGGGCUCUCUAAACCGGGUCGGAGAGGUCGAGGACGUGUGUCUGAACUCGCUCCUGCAGCUGAGAGGUCAAGUAGCGAGAGUGAAGCUCGGCCGGUGCCGUGUGAGGAGCGCAUCCCGUCGGAUCGAGCUGAAGACAGCGACGAUCUCAACCUCCAAGAGAUUCAGAAGCGCGCUGUGGCUCGGAAGCUGCAGGAGCUCAAGCAGGACGACGACGAUGAUGCUAAAGACACAAAAGAUAUGGACACAGGGCAGGGCUUACUGAUGGAAUGGGAAGAGAAAGUGUCUUCUGACACUGUCACAUCAGAAGGAGGGAAGCUGUGCUUCUUCACAGCCACAGAGGAAGAGCAGGUGGAAUUGACUGGAAAUGUCGAGGAAGACACUAAAAGGAUGAAUCCAGAUGCUGUCUGCUGCACAUGUCAACAAGGAGACAGUAACAGGUUGAUGAUUUGCUGUGACUCCUGCCGAGCGCGGCGUCACGUCGACUGUGUAGACGUCGCAGAGACCUGUGCUCAUCUCCUGCAGAGGAACACAGAAUAUCCUAAUCCCCCAUGCGCCGAUGACCGGGAAGCUCCGAGCGAGAGCGCAGCGACCGCUGGUCUCAGCCAAAAACAUGAACUUGACUCAACUCCUGUGGUGGUGGAGGAAAGGACAGCCUUACCUAAAUGCAUCGGUCCAGGCUGCAGCAGUGACUCUCUUCCUGAGUCGGUGUACUGCGGUCAUCAGUGUAUCGUGAGACAUGCAGCAGCAGCCAUGAAGUCUCUCUCUGGAGCGAAGCCUGCUGUCCCUGGAACUGACCCGCCUGUCAAGGGCGAGAAACGAUCGUUUCUUGCAAAGCUUUUCAAGGUGAAGAUCAGUAAGACGUCGGCGCAGGAAGAGCAUGUGAGCAAGCAAGAACUGGACGAAGAGUCUCCGAGUUCAGCUGCAGUCGUUGAGUCUGUACAGUCCGCUCCUGCUCCUGAUUCUGAAUCCACUGGAAAAGAGAAAGAUGAAGUUGGGUGUAGCACACCACAGAGCCAGCCUUCAGAUUUGGCAGCAGACACUUGCUCUUCUGAAAAAGCUCCUGCAGCCCCGCCAUUUAAGAAGUCCACUCCAGGAAGAGCAAAGAAAACCAUGCCAGGGUCUCCACGACUGGAUAUUCUGAAAGGGGCUCUGAGUAAAAACACUUUAUCUGUACCUAAAAAGCCCUCUGAGUCGAGCAAAGCCUCAGAAGUGGAUGAGCUCGCUGCGGUUCCUCACUCCAGUCCUCUCCUGAUGAGACAAAACAUCCGCCGCUCGCUGAGCACCCUUCUCUGCAGAAGGUUCAGUCAGAGUAAUGAUGUGAAGACUUCUGAGAGUGAAAUUGAGAAGUUGGUUGUGGACAUGGAGAAAGAGAUGUUCAAUAUGUGUUACACAACAGAUGAGGAGUAUAAAAAUAAAUACCAACAUCUCGUCCUCACCUUGAAAGAUCCCAAAAACAAGGAGCUGUGUCAUCAGGUUUUGAAAGGAAGCAUACCUUCAGUGAAGCUCAUUCAGUUGAGUCAGCAGGAGGAACCCGCUGCUGAUCCACUGCUUCAGAUUUCUAUAAAGAAGGAAUUGUCCCUUUUUUCUGAGAAUGUGGAAGAACCUGCUACUCCUCCUGAGAAACUGAUGAGUGAAGACACCACACCGAGCACAUCCACCACUUCAGAAGAGAAAGCAUCUCCAAAGCUGCCUUGGGCAAAGGAAAUAUGCUUAGGUGCUUCAGAUGUGAUUAGCUGCAUGCUGAAAGAGACUACAGCAGAACAUAAGCGCCAUCUCUUUGAUCUUAAUUGCAGGAUAUGUACAGGCCAGGUAUCUACUGGUGAUUAUCCUGAAAGCAAGAAACCCAAGACAACAAUGACAAAAGAUGAGACGGAGAAGCAGAACUCUUCCUGUGUUGUUCACAUGAAUGAUGAAGUGUUGGAUUCCCCAUCGUUGGACUUUGAUAUAAUCGAAUCACCUGCUUCUCCCAGUGGAGAGGACCUAACCUCACAGAUACCCUUGGCAGAUUUCUCUCCUGUAUUGAUACCUUCAGUUCCCACUGUGUCCAUCUCAAGAAGAGACCCCCGUACAGCACAAUUCAGACAAGCUGUGCCAUCGUCUACUGGCCCAGAGUCUGCCUCAGUCCCACAGCAGCAUCCACACCCUGUGAAGAACGCACCAGAAUCUCUGAAAGAGACACAUGUACCACAUGUGUCCGUACCUUUGCCUGCUCCUAUGCCAAAAUCCAUCCUCAUGAAACCUUCGCCAACUUCACUGGACACUUCAUAUGGUUCAACGACAAGGCUGGAAGAUUGUGAUGAAGGAACAAAACACUUUUUAUCCAAACAGAAUAUUUUAUGGAAAGGCUUUCUUAACAUGCCAACUGUGGCCAAAUUCGUCACAAAGGGAUACUUGAUUUCUGGCUCUCCUGACUUUCUAAAAGAGGACUUACCAGACACUAUACACAUAGGAGGAAGGAUAUUACCUCAAACUGUGUGGGAAUACGUUGAUUUAAUAAAGACAUCAGAUGCAAAGGAGCUGUCAUUAAUCCGCUUCCAUCCAUCAUCUGAAGAGGAAGAGGUUGCAUAUGUCUCUCUGUUUUCAUAUUUCAACAGUCGUAGAAGAUUCGGGGUUGUUUCUAAUAUUUGUAAACACAUCAAAGAUCUUUACCUCAUUCCUCUGAGUACAAAACAGUCUAUCCCUGCGGUGCUUCUUCCCAUAGAGGGACCAGGACUUGAACAGAAUCACCCUAAUCUCUUAAUAGGGUUAGCAGUCUGUCAAAAGCAAAAGCGUCCUGAGGGAUUACCACAAGAUGCUGGAGAAAAGAAUUCGGAUGGCAAGGGAAACGGCAGUCCUACCUCAGUAAUUGAUGCUGGACAACAUAGCAUAAAGGCUUGUGAUGCUGACAUCUUCCUCAAUUCAAAUCCUGCUGGAUCUUUACCUUCAUUAGGGUUACCAGACCCAUUAGUCUCUCCCAGCUUUCUAUGUGCCCCAUCUUCCCUUCCUAGCUUGUCAAGUUCCAUCCCAUCUGUCACUGUGUGCUCAUCCGAAGACUCCACCAAGACCACCCCACUUCAGACCAUCCUUAACACAUUAUUUGGGCAAAAGAAACAACCCUCAGAUGUCACAGAGUGUAACAUGCACUCAUUAACAGAUGAGGUUCAGACUGGUCAACAGACUUGCAGUGAUGAUGAUGCACUGAUGUUGGGUGAUGACAGGCCUUAUGAUCCCGAGGAGUAUGAUCCAGCAUGCUCUAUUGGGGCCCUGGGUUCUUUCAUUUCAGCUGAAGUUUUGGAACCUAAAGGUCCAUCUGCUGUGGCUGAUAACGAUGAUGAUAGACCAUAUGACCCUGAGGAAGAGUACAGUGCAGUUGCAAACGGUGUUACUGUCAAAAAUAAUACACUGGCUAAAAACAAUGAAGUUACCAGUGAUAUAGCUUAUGAUCCGGAGGAUGAGACAAUGUUUGAGGAGAUGCAAAAUUACAUUACAAGCAAUGCUGUACCUCACAAAUGCACUAUCUCUGAAAAUAACGUGUCACAUUACAAGGAUAACACCUCAGUUACAACAUUUUCUGAGCAGCAAAGAAUUCUCGAAGAGUUGAAUAGGCAGAUAGAGGAACAGAAAAGGCAGUUAGAAGAACAGACAGAAACUCUACGCCUACAGAAGGAAGCAAUUGGUGUUUCCAUGGCACAUUUCUCUGUUUCUAAAGCUCUUAUGUCACCAACACACUUUGAUGGGGAUGAAGAGGAGAGCAUAGAAAACAUACCCUACUCUCCGAUAAUUCAUCAGAAUCGGGAUCCACGGAUCUGUCAAAAAACAAGUCAGGAUAUGCCAUUUUAUGAUGCUGAAUGUAAGGUCGUAGAUGAAGAAAGCACAGAGAAAUUAUUAAACACAGUGGACACCACAAAUAUAGUGUUGAAAGAAUCAUUUACCACAAAAAAAGAGAAAUUAGCUUCUGAUAAAGCAGUGCCCAAAAAAGGAUCGCCAGACAGUAAAAGUGCACAACUGAAGAACACUAAAUCCUCACAUACCGAGUACACACACAAAAAUCAAGGCAGUAGAAGGUCCACACUGAGCACGUAUAGGUCAUCAAGAAGAAAGUCAUGGAAUGAACGCAGGUCCUGCCACCAAGACCGGGCGUCUUCAAGGGCAUUGCGUACAUUUAGAUCCUCAAAGAACAUCUCGGAAAAACACCACAGAAGUAGACACUCUGCAGGGCAUCUCUCUCGGGAAUGUAACAGUGAGAAAAAAGGAGUGACAUCACCAAGAAAAAGGCAUCAUCACCAUCACAGAGACUCUUCACCCACACGGUAUUGGAGGAGACGUCAUUAUUCCCCCAUCUCGCACUCAAGCCGGAGAGACAAAUCUUCACAUGAUGUCAAGACUGACCUGUCAGAGGAUAACACAAAAUCUUCACAUGAAUCUGGCCAGGUGCAAGAUAGCGAUAGCAUUCAGUCUGCGUACGCAUCAGGUCAGAGUUUUAAAGUGGAGGGGGAGGCUGCUAAUUGCAAAGACAAGUGUUUAGCAGACGUUCAAAAAGGUGGUCCUGCAAAUACAAAACAUGAGGCUGAUCAAAAUCCUGGGGAGGGUUCUUCACAGCCUCUGUUAAAUAAUUUAAUUGACAAAAAACAGCCCCUUUCUGUCCUGUCUGACAAGAGGAGGGAGAAUUUGCCACCAAAACAAACUGACUCUUCUAGUCAAGGAGCACUACUGCCUACACCCUGUCUAGCCCAUGGUGCUACUGACUUGCCUUUACACAGAGAUACACCAGCGUUACAGCCAUCUGGAAUUCAGACAGGUGUUUUUCACCAUGAUACCCAGCCACCACAUAACCAAACAAAUCAUUUUUCUGAGCCUGGCCAGAUUGAUCAAAAAAGAAACAUGCCAUCAAUGCAAAGGUCAAAUUAUUCACAUAAAGAGGCAGACAAAUUACAUUCAGGUGAUUACUCUCAAAGAUCUUUCCAUUCACAAUACAGAAAUUCAUCACAAUCUGACACAGAUCAGUUCUAUUCUAGAGAACUGCCUCAAAAUAAAAGAGGAAAGUUCAUGCAUGAUGCAGACAACAGCAAUCUACCUUCUGUAUCUCACAAACAGGAAGAAUUCUACACAGGCAAGUUUGUUCACCCAAAACAUCCAAACCAAAGACUCAGAAGGUUUUCAGCAGAAGCAAUAGAUCAGGUUCAUCAAAGUCAGCUAUCCAGACCUAACCAGUUACAUGAAUGCAACUUUGAAGAACCUGAUACUGCUGGAUUAAGUCUCAAAAAAUACACAUCUUAUAAGCAAGGGAUGAAUUAUCAUGAGGAUGAUUCUGUCCAGUGUCAACAAAGAGAGUCACUAUUAGGGCUGCCUCCUGUGCACAAGAGCAAUUUCAGACCUCCUAAUCUUAGAGAGCACUUUCAUCCUUCCACCUUGGAUAAGUGGCAACCUUUGAGAGAGCGUCCUUCUGUAAUGAAACUGAGAGGUCCUGAAUUUGCUUAUCUUAGGGAUGGUAAUUCUGGUACUUGCACAAACUUUGGACUUAGGAGUCAAUCCUCAGAUUUUGUGAGAUACGAAAGCCAGACUAUAGAUCCUCACUCCAGAGAACCAUUUACAGAAGAGAUGUUUGAGAGUCCAAGACCUGCUCAACCCGCUGGAUCAAAGGACCCAUCUCCAAGACAGCGUUGUUUUAGGCGAGGUAGGGGUAGUCACAGGGGUUCACGUCAGGUAAUGCAUGAUAGAACUCAUCUAAUGAAUUCAACUAAACUAAUGAGCAUUCCUAAUGUCGAAGGGCCAUCAGAUAGACAGAUCGAUGCCAGAGACUCUCGCCCAAGCAGUAAAUCUCAUAUUCCACAUCUCGCUAAUCCAAGUUCUUAUGCACAAGAUAUUUGUGAACUACAAAGCACUGACUGCCAUCAAACAUUUGCAGAGGAUGCAGAAGACCAAAUAUGCACAGGUUUUUCAAGACAUGCUCCAUCACGCUCUCAGGACCCAGCACAUGGGGCAAUGCAUUACAGGUUUGAAGGACAUCAGUAUACUGAAAUCAAGGGUCAACCAAGAGGGCUUCAAAAAUUCAAAGCACGAAGAAGGGGCAUUGUGGGCCCAUUUUAUGGCAGGGAUCAUAAAAAUAAUGCACAAGUAAGGGGGCCUUGCUUUGAUUCACCACAACAGUUUUUGGGCCAAAGAGAAUCAUCUCAUGGUUUACUUAGACAGAGAAGACCAUCUCAAAACUGUGAGGGUUUUGACGAUUAUGAUGAAACCUAUUCAUCUGAUUUUCCUGACCAUUCCAUUAUCACUCCCACUCAUUUUACAAAAGCACAAUGUCAGCAUUUGGGUCAGGCAUCUGCCAAUUUGGAGAGCCGGCUCAGACAGACUAAUGUACGCCCUUUACGACUAUCAGGUCCACUACUUCCCACUCCUCCCGGAGGCCCAAUUAGGCAGAACCCUACCCAGUGGUAAUUCUAAGUGUGUAAUUUAGGAGGAACAAAGAGUUAAGUGUGAAAGUAUGCAGGAAUAACCAAGUGUGCGAGAGGACAAAAUGGCAGAUAACCGGAGACUCUUGAAUGUUGUCUACACAACACAAAAAGGAAAAUAUGAUGAAGAGGAGUUUGAUUUGUUAAAAAAAACAAACAUAUAUAAUUUAUUUUUUAAUGCAAGUGCACUUGGCUGCAGACUACCAAAAAGAAAUGAAUAUGUCUUGCAGUGUCUGGCUGAGUAGUCAAGAUUUUGAGGUGCAGUUACAUUGUUUGUUCAGUUUACAUAAUGUUCAGAAUUAGGAUAGAAUGAACAAAGGACCAAGACAACCCCUCUAAAAGUCUGAAUCAAUAUUUUCAUUGUCUGUUCUGGAAAGCGAAGCAGUGAAUUUUGAUAAAUCUGUAUACAUUUUCAUGAAAGGCUGAAGGUUUGUUCAUCCUGCCAUACCAACUGAAUUACUUCAAGUUGAUUACUGAAAAAUGUUUUGGUUUGAUUUGUGGAAGCAGAACAUGGUCGUGUUAACUCCUGACAAACGUUUGAAAACAUUAUAGCUAUAAACAGCAGUGUACAUUUGUUCAUAGAUUUUUAUGUAAUUUUCUAAAUGUAUAUUUGUAAGUAUUUCAGAACUCAAGGAUGGAAUCUUUUGAAAUGUCCACUGAUUUCAUUAAACAACUGAACUGUCCCUCCCUUCUCAAAAUUAAAAUUGUGAUCACUUAUAUGAUUCUGUGUUUUCUGUAGAAGAGUGGGAAAUCAAGCAACAUGGGACUGUUGACUUUUCAUCUUUUUUACCAUUACUUGUUUUGCAAUCAAGAUGUUUUUAACGUUUUUAUUCUAACAUUCUAAUGGUAGCAUUUUCAUGGUUCACGUUGACGAAAUGUGACUAACAAUUACUCAACAAAUACAAAAUAUCAAUCGUCAUUUAAAUACUUUGUUGUGAUUAUUAUAAUCCUUUAAUUGAUUCAGUGUUUUUUUCCGCAAUUUAAGAUUCCCAUUUAAGUAUCUUUGGAACACAAAUGGUCUAUAUUUUCAGUAUGUCUGUUGUGCAUCUGCUAUGGUAACACGGUAACUUUUAAAACCACUUACAUGAACAAAUACAAGAAUUAGCUGUUACCUCUAUCCAUCUGCACUCACAAAAGGAUCUUAAUGUUUGCAUUUAAACAUCUUAUGCAAGAAAAAUCUUUAAACAGAUUAUGGAAGUAUGAUCAUAUUAGCCCGGUUCUGUCAACACUGCACUGGCUCCCUAUCAAACAUUGGAUAGAUUUUAAAAUCUUAUUAAUUACCUAUAAAGCUCUGAAUGGUUUAGCUCCUCAAUACUUGAGGGAGCUCUUAUCACAUUAUAGUCCUGUAUCUUGAUUGAUUGAUCAGAGCUUGAUGAAGAACUGAUAGAAGAAGUUUGAAACAAGCAGGACUCUUCCUAGAUCUAACUGAGGAACUGAUGGAGAAGGGCUUUGGUCAAAUGAUUGUAUAUGAAGAUCUACAGAAGGACAAACAUCAAUGCAACACUUCAACACAUCAGUUUGGGCUUUAUGGCAGUGUGGUCAGACUCGACCCUUUCCUCAGUUAAGACCCAUGAAAACACACUUGAAAUGUGCAAAGCAAACGAUCACAUUAAACCAUUUCUUCAGUAAUGGCGGCGGUUCAUCGGAGUAAUAAAUUGUUGCAUUGAAUGUUUGAUUUGAGUUGUUUAGUUGUUUAUCUGAAUGAACGAUAAUGUAAAUUUGCCUACUUUAGUUAAAUUGUUCAAUUGAAUCUAAUUAGUGGUAGAAACGUAGUUUGUGUUCCAUGUUACGUGUGAAUAGUUGCUAUGUUAGGGGACUACCAUUAACCAACAAAACAAACGUUAAUAUUUUAAUGGUAAACGUAGUAAAAGAACGUAACAUGGUAAGAAUCUAUUGAAUAAUAUAAAACGAAUGUUGACUGAUUGGAAUUAUAGAAAAUGCAUGUGCAAUUUUUAGGGAGAUUGUUUUGUAUCUAUUAACUUAUUAUAACAAUUGAGCAAAUAGUUAUUUUAAGAACUACUUCUUUCUCUGCAUUCCCUCUUCUUUCCCUUGUUUCUGUCUUCACUAACAAGUAUUAAAAGUUAUACAUUUAUACAA
Messenger RNA from Puntigrus tetrazona (Sumatra barb), 8944 nucleotides. RefSeq names its product death-inducer obliterator 1. NCBI's taxonomy places the organism in Eukaryota, Metazoa, Chordata, Actinopteri, Cypriniformes, Cyprinidae. Gene Ontology annotation, cellular component: nucleus. The record is from RefSeq and is a predicted model, not a curated record. Gene Ontology annotation, biological process: DNA-templated transcription. The transcript has 15 exons. Bases 228 to 6833 code for a protein of 2201 amino acids.